AUGAUUGAUUCGGAUAGCGAGACCACAAAACUAAGGAAAAAGCUCGUGAAGCACCUUAUCCUGGACACUGGAGGUGUAAUUGCGAACGUCAAUCUUCAUGAAAUAGCGGAGAAUUAUUAUGCUCCACAUGAGGUUGUCACGGAACUGCGUUCUCUGCGUUCCAAGAUCAGCUUCGAUACAUUACCCUUUGAGGUUAAAAUGAGAGAACCAUCAUCUGAUGCCAUAAGAAGAGUUGUCGAGAAAUCAAAGGAAACAGGUGACUAUGCAUCACUCUCUCUAACCGAUAUCAAGGUUAUUGCACUCACGUACGAUAUCCAUAACGAAUUCUGCAAGGAUCUUGACAUCAUUGUGAGAGUUUCUUCUUGGUUUAAAAACAGAAUCAGACCGGUUUCCAAUGGUACGAAGGCAGAUUCUGUCGGUCUUGAGUCUGGUGAUGCAGAUAUUCAUGCUGACUCUAUAGACGUUAGGCCCGAUAACGAGAUGCCUGAGGGUUUCUGUAAAAAUGUAGGUGAUAACAGUGAUGAUGAAGAAGGCUGGAUAACAGAGGAUAAUAUUAGUCAGGCUCUCAAGAAAAUUGGCGCGCUCGAAGUGGAAGAAGGCAUCGUUGUUGGGUGUUUGACAACUGACUUUGCUGUGCAAAACGUACUUCUGAAAAUGCAUCUGGGUCUGGUCUCCUUAAACGGCUAUCGCAUUAAACAGCUAAGGUCAUUUGUGCUUCGUUGUCGCGCCUGCUUCAACACCACUCCGAUAAUGACGAAGGAGUUCUGUCCCACUUGUGGUCACAAGCUCUUGCAUAAAUGUUCUGUGUCUGUGGACGAGAAUGGAGAGCAAGUUCUGCAUAUUAAUUGGCAACGACUUGCUGUCAAACGUGGUUUAAAACACUCUUUAGCAGCACCGAAGGGUGGAAAGCAUGCUGUAAAUGAGAAGUUGUUUGAAGGCCAACCAAUGCCCCAGAAUCGCAUGGCUGCGAUACGUGCAGAUCCUUUUGCUGACAGUCCUUUCCCAAUGCAUGAUGUUACUUCGAGGUCUGCAAUGCUUGGUAUCCGGGCUCUGAAUAGCAAGCAAAAACGUAGGAGGAAUCCGAACGAAGCAAGCAGUAGGAAGCGAAAAUGA
This is a messenger RNA of Angiostrongylus costaricensis, 1113 nucleotides long. The record is from the annotation of a GenBank genome assembly. NCBI's taxonomy places the organism in Eukaryota, Metazoa, Nematoda, Chromadorea, Rhabditida, Metastrongylidae.